UUUAACAAACAGGAGAUGUUUAGCUAAAUAUAUUCAUUGGGUAUUUUGGAUCAAUGGUACGGUAGUAUUUAUUUUAACAUGUUUUUUUCAUAUUAUUCUUUGUUAUAAACAAGUUUAGAACGCCAACUCAUAUAUUUGUGUUUGACAUCCCAUUUGCGUAAAAGGCUGAACAAAUCGAUUUUCCAGUGUCAACGAUGAGGCACACACAACUGGUGCAGUAUAUUUUUCUGCUGCUCCUUUGUGCCAAAACGUUUUCGAUACCUGCUUGCAAUUAUCGAAUAUGCAAAUUUUAUUCGAUAUCAAAAGACCAUGUGCUGAUAACUAACGAUGACUUAAUAAUCAUAGUUUCGUCACCGAAUGCAUUUCGAUGUGCUUCAUACUGUUGCAACCAGUCUAGUUGCAAAUCCAUAAACUAUUAUCCAGGACGCUGUGAGCUGUUGACAGUUCAUGUAGAAGUACCAUCUAAACUGGCCUUCAGUAACACGGGAAGUUACUAUGAAGUCCACAAAUCGAGUGGUGUCUGCAAUAAUACAAAUAAUCUUCAGAUAUCGAAUGAUUCAACAACGGAAACACCAGGGUACACUGGAAAUUCCUACAGUGAUUGCAUUAAUAGUUCUUACUCAGAACCCGUAGAUAUCCCACCUUUUACAGAUUGUUACGUGGGCAUAUCAACUGGUGUUGUACCAAAAUCAUCAUUUAGUGCUUCAUCGUUUCAAGAACUUGCACACUUUAGUCAACUUGGGUGCAAGCAAGCUGUUGAUAUAGGGGGCUGGUUUGCAAGUGGCGUAAACGAUUGGAUACUGGUAGACUUAACAGCGCCCUUUAUUGUAUAUGGAAUUAUAACGCAAGGCGGUGCUUGUUCUUCGACUGUCGAUUGUUCAGAUAUCACACAUGACGGCAGCAGCGGCUACAUGUAUUAUAUAACCUCUUUUAGAGUCGAAUGGACAAUUGACCUUUUAUCAUCCUGGUCAAGUUUUCUAAAUCCUUCAAACAAUUCACAGGUAUUUGCAGGAAAUAUUGACAAUACCACACCUUUAAUAAAUUGGUUCGCUAAUCAAGAAAUUGCAGUAUAUGUAAAAGUAACGAUCAACACAUUUUCAAAUAGCCCUGCUCUGCGUUUUGAGCUGUUGAACUGCUCAUCGGGAGAUGAUUCCGUGACUGAUGCUCUACAGGUUGAUGGUAGUGUUAACAGCGAAGACACUGAUGUUCAUGAUGACAAUAAUAAUAAUGACUAUAAUGAUGAUGAUGAUGAUGAUGAUGAUGAUGAAGAUGACAAUCAUGGCAACGACAAUGACAGUGAUACUGAAGGUUAUGACAAUGACGAUGCUAACGACGAUGACAACGGCGUUCACAACGAAAAUGAUGAUGAAGUAAAUCAAGAUGACGACAAUGACGAAAACAAUGAAGAUAGCGAUGGUGACAACGAUGGUAGCGACGAAAGUAACAAUGACGACGAUGAUUAUUAAAGCGAUAAAGGUAACGAUGACGACGAUGAUGAUAGCGAUGAAGACGACAAUGACGACGAUAAUGAUGAUAGCAAUAAAGGUAAAGAUGACAACGAUGAUGAUAGUGAAGAAGGUAACUAUGACGAGGACGACGAUAAUGAUGAUAGCGAAGAAGGUAACGAUGACGACGACGUUGAUGAUAACCAUGAAGGUAACGAUGACGAUGACAAUAGCGAUGAAGGUAAUGAUGAUGAAGAUGAUGAUGAUAGCGAUGAACGUACCAAUAACGACGACGACGACGACGUUGAUUAUGACAGCGAUGGAGCUUACGAUGACGACGGUGAGGACGAUAGCUGUGAAAGUAACGACGAUGAUGAUAGCGAUGAAGGUAAAUAUGACGACGACGAUGAUGAUGAUAAUGAUGAUGAUGAUGAUAGCGAUUAAGGUAACAAUGAUGACAAUGAUUAUGGUAGCGAUGAAGGUAACGAUGACGAUGAUAGCGAAGAAGGUUCCGACGACGACGACGAUGAUGAUGAUAGCGAUGAAGGUAACGAUGACGACGAUGAUGACGAUAGUGAUGAGAGUGACGAUUAUGAUUAUAGCAACGAUGAGGAUGAUGAUUAAUGUUAAGAAUACUAGAUAUGAAGAUUAUAUUCAUGAACAUAAGUGUAUGUCGUUUAAGAUUGUAAAAUGACAAGGAUUACGUUUGGAAAUAAAAAUAGAAAUAUUUUUGUUUUGCUUUUUAAAGAAUUAACUGCAGGAUACAUUAUCUAAUAAACUAAAAAGGCAAUUACAGAUUUAAAAAAUUCCUUACCUAAUAUUGUAUUGGGAUAAAUGACAUAGGCCUACUAUGAUUUUUUAGGAAGUAUUCUAAUUUGUGGCUACUGUGUUGUUUAAAAACAUUACUUGUAAAUCAUCAUUAUUCCUGAUGAUGCUUAAAUAAAAGCCAUGGCAAUUUUUAGAGUGACAUUCUUACUAUUACUUGUAAACAAAAAAAUGAUAGGCUCAAUAACCGUCAAAUGC
Messenger RNA from Anneissia japonica, 2468 nucleotides. RefSeq lists its product as uncharacterized. The transcript is spliced from 5 exons. NCBI's taxonomy places the organism in Eukaryota, Metazoa, Echinodermata, Crinoidea, Comatulida, Comatulidae. The record is from RefSeq and is a predicted model, not a curated record. Bases 195 to 1466 code for a protein of 423 amino acids.